AUGCGUCAACGAGAAGAUUCAAUGUUGGAGGAUAUCGAAAGAUUGAGAACGUCAUUGGAAGAAUCGCAAAAGAAUCACGAAGAACACAUCAAAAGUUGCACUCAACAAGCGCAAGAACUGCGCAAAAAGACCGACGAGCUUUCAACUCUCAGAUGUCGCUUAGAAGCGGUCGAAUCAACAAAAGCUCAUCAAAAUACAACAUCACAACGUAGCGAUUGUAUGGAAGAUAUGCUUGUAUCGCAAGUAAAAUCGUUAACAGCACAAAUCAACGAGAUGAGAUCUGCGCGAAAUUACGAUGAA
This is a messenger RNA of Anisakis simplex (herring worm), 300 nucleotides long. NCBI's taxonomy places the organism in Eukaryota, Metazoa, Nematoda, Chromadorea, Rhabditida, Anisakidae. The record is from the annotation of a GenBank genome assembly.